UCUGGUUGUGGUGUCUAUGAUGGCACAGAAAUCCAUGAGGCCUCAGCCAUACUGGUACAUCUUAGUUGUGGGGGAGCUGAGGUUCAGAUGUAUGCUCCAGAUGUUCCUCAGAUGCAUGUCGUUGACCACAGUAAAGGGCAACCAGCUGAAGCUGAGUCAAGGAACGUUUUAGUGGAAUCUGCAAGGAUUGCUCGUGGUAAAAUUGCAAACCUGGCUAAGCUUACUACAGUAGACCAUGAUGCUGUGAUAUUCCCUGGUGGAUUUGGAGCUGCUAAAAACUUAUCUACCUUUGCUGUUGAUGGGAAAGAUUGCAAGGUGAACAGAGAAGUUGAACGUGUCUUGAAAGACUUCCACAAAGCAGGCAAACCUAUUGGUCUUUGCUGCAUUUCACCAGUGUUGGCAGCAAAGGUUCUCUCUGGUGCUGAAGUAACUGUGGGCCAUGAAGAAGAAGAAGGUGGCAAGUGGCCUUAUGCAGGGACUGCAGGAGCCAUUAAAGAACUGGGAGGAAAGCAUUGUGUGAAAGAAGUAACUGAAGCUCACGUGGAUACAAAAAACAAAGUGGUGACUACCCCAGCAUUUAUGUGCGAGACAGAAUUACAUAAGAUCUUUGAUGGCAUUGGGGCCAUGGUAAAGAAUGUGCUAAAAUUAACUGGCAAAUAAAAAAAUAAAAAUCAAAAUGUUUAAAUUUAGGAUGUAGUAUCAAAUAUAAUAUGGACCAAUGGAAACAUUUUCACCUGCUUGUCCUGUUCACGCUUUAGUGAAUGCUGAUACGAAGCUGAUUGAUUCCGAGCUGCAGGAUUUUCCAUGCUGUGUCCGAGCGAGGUGCCUGCGGAAAGGCUCACGGAGUACAAGCCAUCUGGCCUGAGACUCUGAGCAUU
Antrostomus carolinensis (chuck-will's-widow) is the source of this 878-nucleotide messenger RNA. Its product is annotated as glutamine amidotransferase-like class 1 domain-containing protein 3A, mitochondrial. The transcript has 6 exons. Gene Ontology annotation, cellular component: mitochondrion. Lineage: Eukaryota; Metazoa; Chordata; Aves; Caprimulgiformes; Caprimulgidae. The record is from RefSeq and is a predicted model, not a curated record. Bases 88 to 660 code for a protein of 190 amino acids.